Messenger RNA from Populus nigra (black poplar), 2375 nucleotides. RefSeq names its product protein ACCELERATED CELL DEATH 6-like. Gene Ontology annotation, molecular function: protein phosphatase regulator activity; protein phosphatase 1 binding. Lineage: Eukaryota; Viridiplantae; Streptophyta; Magnoliopsida; Malpighiales; Salicaceae. The transcript is spliced from 5 exons. Gene Ontology annotation, cellular component: plasma membrane. Bases 140 to 2248 code for a protein of 702 amino acids. The record is from RefSeq and is a predicted model, not a curated record.
UUCUAUAAGUAGAAGACCAGCUUGGUGGCAACAACAAAGCUAAUUCAAGAAAUAAAUUGUCACCGUUGCACUAAAAACCUCUCACUGCCACUGUUGCAACAAUAGAGCUACAUCCAAGAGCCAUUUCAUAACAAUAGUUAUGGAAUUAUCGAUAAACAUUUCCGGACAAGCCUCGAAUGAGAGAGACGAGAACUUCCGAAAGUGGAAGGCAGAGAGUUUCGCACCGCAACUACCACGUGAUGAUGACCCAAAGAAGAUGAUGGAUGAGAAGUUGUACAAUUAUGCAGAAGAAGACAAAUUUGAUGAAUUAUUUGGUGAACUGCGGCGUGUUUCAUCAGCGGAACUAUCAUCCAUCAUUUACACACAAGUUAGCCCUUCUGGAAAUUCAUUGCUUCAUGUUUCAGCAAGAAAUGGAAGCCAACAUGUGACGGAACUCCUUCUACAACACUUUCCGCUUCUAAUGAUGAGGAAAAACUUCCACGAUGAAACUGCACUUCAUUUAGCAGCCGGAGCUGGACAGCUGGGAACUGCAACAGUUCUUAUCAACAAGUCAAAAGGCCAUGGAGGAGCCAGCCACUUUCCUAACUUUUUGGAGAUGAAGAAUGAUAGAGGAAACACAGCUUUACAUGAUGCAGUCAUUAAUGGGCACGACAUUUUGGCCCAUUUUCUUGUUUCAGAGAGCUUGAAACUUUCCUAUUCCGAAAAUAAUGAACGUAAGUCUCCCUUGUAUCUUGCAGUCGAGAAUAGCGAUGAGAAGAUGCUCACUACUCUAAUGGAUACAAUACGUGAUGAUGUUGAUUUACUUAACAACCUAGAAGGAAAGUCUCCUGUGCACGCCGCUGUCCAAGGAAGAAAGAGAACAAUAUUGGAACAAAUAGCGAAAAAAAAGCCAGGCCUUUUGCGCCGGAAAGAUGAAAAGGGGGAGAAUCCACUUCACUGUGCAGCAUACAUGGGUUAUGUUUGGGAAACUCAAUUCCUGUUCAAUGAAUAUCGUGAUGGUGCAAUCCAGCAGAACGAUGAAGGCAACAUGCCUAUCCAUGUUGCUAGCAAAAAAGGCUAUGUUGACGUAGUUGAUGCAUACAUUUCCAAGUGGACUGAUCCAGCAGAAUUUCUCAACAGCAAAAGGCAGAACAUUCUACAUGUCGCCGCGGAGAGAGGAAGACAUCGAGUGGUGAAGUAUAUCCUACAAAAUAAGAAUCUGGAAGCACUUAUAAAUAAGCAGGAUCUGGAUGGAAAUACACCUUUGCAUUUAGCAUCAAAGAAUGGCGGAUCCAUUGCAACAUUUACUCUUGUGCGAAACUCUAUGGUUAUGAAAGACAAAGCCAAUGGCGAAAACUUGACACCAUAUGAGGUUGCAAAGAAGCAAUCUAAAAUGGUGGGAGCAGAAUUCUCAGGAGAACCAAUUCCGAAUGGGAAGGACAACAAUGUUGACCCAAAGAGUGACAGCAAUGGAGAGAAGCCACAAACAAAGGACAAACCAGAUCAUGGAGUGGGAAACCAAGAUGGUCCAGAUGACAGAAAAGGAGGGAAGGGAAAACUAGACUAUUAUGGAGUUAUGAUGACAUUAUCGAUCUUGCAUUUCUGGGCUGGCCAUAAGAGAUCCAAAGUAGAAUAUUUCCGUAUUAAGAGCAGGCCUCUACCAAAAGAGGAAAUCAAGGGCAGGAUCGAUUCUCUUCUUGUUGUAGCCGUGCUUAUCGCUGGUGUAACAUUUUCUGGUAUACUCCAACUUCCUCGAAAUGCAGACCAGCCUGAAAGUGGACCUUCUAACAUCACCACCACCAAUAGUACCCAAAACCAGGGCAUAUCAGCAAAAAAUGAAGGCGUUCUAAGGAAUGUUUAUAUUUAUUUUGACAUGGUAGCCUUGAAUGCCGCGGUCAUGGCAUCGAUAAUCCUUUGUUGGGCUCAACUAUAUGAUGUCAAAGUAGCAGCACAUGCAGUUUGGUUGGCAUCAAUAUUAACAGGUGGUGCUAUCUACUUGAUGUGCUUAGCAUUCGUCUUUGCUGUUGCUAUUGAUGUAGGCAAAAACUUUGCCUUCUUCGUUGUCACCAUUGUCGUCGGAGGAGCGUUUUUUAUUUUCCAAACAGUGGUUUCUAUUCCAUUGAUUAUUCCGCCGAGUGCCAACCAAAUCAUUGAAAGAAUUGCUUCACCUUUCAUCUAUCUCCUGAUUUUCUACUUAUAUUUCCUUGUGGACCGGUUGUAUUUUAAAUUGAAGAAAAAAGAGAAGCUACAACAAACAAAGUCUUCUUGAUACGAUGCUCUUCGGAUCGGUGGAUUGUGUGUGUUUAAUCGUCGUAAUAAUUUAAUGUUGUUGAUUGUAUUAAUUAUUUGAUAUUUGUAUUGUUGUCAUAAUUUGAGUUUAUUCAAUUCCAUGGAAA